Molecule: messenger RNA, 1506 nt
Organism: Protobothrops mucrosquamatus (brown spotted pit viper)
Lineage: Eukaryota; Metazoa; Chordata; Lepidosauria; Squamata; Viperidae
Product: vomeronasal type-2 receptor 26-like
Exons: 6
Coding region: 1-1506 (501 amino acids)
Biological process (GO): G protein-coupled receptor signaling pathway
Cellular component (GO): membrane
Molecular function (GO): G protein-coupled receptor activity
Source: RefSeq, a predicted model, not a curated record
AUGCCCACCGAUGCAGCUCAUUGUGAACACUGCCCAGAAAACCAAUAUCCCAACAAGGACAAGGACCAAUGCAUUGCCAAGAAGAUCCACUUCCUUGCCUAUGAAGAGACCCUGGGUGUCCUCUGUGUUGGCAAAAACUGUCAUGGUGGUUCUGGCGUUCAUGACCACCAAGCCAGGGAACAGGACAAGCUAUUCCCCAUUAACUACCAGCAAUUCCUUGCAUUGAUGUUUGCUGUCUCUGAGGUCAAUAAGGAUUUUUUCCUGCUCCCCAACAUCACCCUCGGCUUCCAUAUCUACAGACAUUUCCAGAGUGAGAUGUUUAUUUCCUUAAACAGCUUCUCCAUGCUCUCCUCACGAGGCCAAGUGGUUCCAGGGUACAAAUGUGACCAGCAGGACACUCUUCUGUCCAUCAUUGGUGGUCUCAUUGCCAAAUACUCAAGGCAGAUGGCCAUCAUCUUCAGUAUUUUUAAGGUCCCACAGUAUGUCUUUGACUGCAAGAUCCACAAACCAGGCGAGAUCCCUCCAAAGGGGAAAAAACAAUGUACAGGAAAGGAGAAUUUGCAGUAUCUACCAUAUUACACUUUUGAAACAAGAAUGACAGAUGCAGCUCACUGUGAACCCUGUCCAGAAAACCAAUAUGCCAACAAGAACAAGGACCAAUGCAUUGCCAAGAAGAUCCAUUUCCUCACCUAUCAAGAGACCCUGGGGUACAUUUUAGUUUUUCUUGCUCUUUUUCUCUCUAUUAUAACAUCUGCAGUCUUGGUUAUUUUCUAUAAACAUCAUGACACACCAAUCAUCAAGGCCAACAACCGAGAUCUCACCUAUAUCCUCCUGGUCUCCCUCCUGCUCUGCUUCCUCUGUUCUUUCCUCUUCAUUGGUCAACCUGGGAAGAUCUCUUGUCUCUUCCAACAAUCUGCCUUUGCCAUUCUCUUUUCCCUUGCAGUUUCCUCUGUGUUAGCAAAAACUGUCAUGGUGGUGCUGGCCUUUAUGGCCACCAAGCCAGGGAACAGAUCAAGGAAACUUUUAGGAAAACCACUGACCUGCUCCAUUGUCAUAGCCUGCCCCUUGGUCCAAGCAUUUCUUUGUGCAACCUGGCUGGGAACCUCUCCCCCGUUUCCCAACUUGGACUUCCACUCCUUGUUUGGAGAGAUCAUUUUAGAAUGCAACGAAGGCUCAUCUUUAAUGUUUUACAUUGUGCUUGCCUAUCUAGGUUUUUUGGCUCUCAUCAGUUUCACUGUGGCAUUUCUAGCUAGGAAAUUGCCUGAUAGCUUUAAUGAAGCCAAGUUCAUUACCUUUAGCAUGCUGGUUUUUUGCUGUGUUUGGAUUACUUUCCUCCCUACCUAUCUGAGAACCAAAGGGAAGUCCAUGGUAGCUGUGGAGAUUUUCUCCAUUUUGGCCUCUGGAGCUGCUCUCUUGGCAUGUAUCUUUUUUCCCAAAUGCUAUAUUAUUCUACUGAGGCCCGAUCUGAAUUGUAGAGAAAAUAUAGUAAGAAACAAGAAUUUCUAA